Messenger RNA from Tetrahymena thermophila SB210, 3675 nucleotides. RefSeq names its product splicing factor 3B subunit 1. Gene Ontology annotation, biological process: spliceosomal complex assembly. NCBI's taxonomy places the organism in Eukaryota, Ciliophora, Oligohymenophorea, Hymenostomatida, Tetrahymenidae. Gene Ontology annotation, molecular function: mRNA binding. The transcript has 5 exons. The record is from RefSeq and is a predicted model, not a curated record. Gene Ontology annotation, cellular component: U2-type prespliceosome; U2 snRNP; catalytic step 2 spliceosome.
AUGAGUAAUAAAGGUAGCUCAAAUCAAUUCGUUGAUGAUGAUGGAAGAGAAAUUCCAGGAUAAAAGCCAGUCAAAAAAAGAUUUGCAUAUAAUGCUCCGGAAGAAUUAAUAGAAGAAGCAAAGAUGUAAGGAGCAGAUAACGAUGAUAAUGAUGAUUUAUUCAAAAAGAGUUAACAAAGAGUUACUGAUACUCAAAAUUCAUAUCAGUUAAGACAAUAAAAUAGAUAACUUUAGUAAAAGAGUUAUGAUGCAUUUGCUGAUGGUGGUAAAUCGCCAGAUGAGAAUUCAAUUAAAUUUUCAGAGAGAUUAAAGGAAUAAAAGCUUGAAAACGAAAGGGUAGCGUUAGAAUAAAAAAUAGUUAAAGAAGCUCAAUAAGCUGAAUACAAUAGUAAGUUUUCAAGUGUACCAACCUAAGUAAACUAAAAUGCACCUUUAAGAUAAGCUAACACUUCAAAAGGUUCAUCCAAAUUUAGUGAUGUUGAUACCGAUACUUCUUUUUCAAGUGGCGCUAUGUCUGCUAACAGAAUGGGAUCAAAAUGGGGAGAAACUCCUAAGAGAUAAAGUGGUUUUGAACAAUCUACUCCUGUAAAGAGACAAAGAUGGGAUAUGACACCUUAAUAAAGUGGAGGUUUUGGAUAAACUCCUUAAAAAGUUGGUGGUAUGUUUGGUGAAACACCUACACCUGGUCACUUAAUCUAAGGUACACCAAGCAGAUUUGGUGAAACCCCUACUCCUAAAAGAAGUACCACACGUACUCGUUGGGAUGAAUAAACUCCUAAAAAUAUAUAAACACCUUUAGGAGGUUAUAUGGGUAUUACACCUACUCCUGGUGGUUUAUAUACUCCCUAAAAUCAACCCAAUUUAACUCCUGAAUAAAUUAUGAAUCUUAAAUAAUUACAAGCUAAUGAAAUGAGAAAUAGACCUCUCACUGAUGAAGAUCUUGAUCAAAUGUUACCUGGACCUGGAGACGGUUAUGAAAUUGUUAAACCACCAGAUAGCUACAACCCUCCUAAAAAUAUGAUGAGAUAGUUUUUAAUGUCAUAAUAAACUCCGUCAAUGACACCCAUGGGUUAUUAAAUCCCUGAUGAAAUGACUAAGCCUAUUGAAGUUCCUCAAUCUCCAAGCAUAAAUGGUUUGCCUUCAAUUAAACCUGAAGACUUGGCUUAUUUUGGAGAGUUAUAAAACCCUGUCAAUGAAUCAGAGUUAACUCCUGAGGAAUUGAAGAAGAGAAAAAUAAAAGAAUUAUUGCUCAAAAUUAAAAGAGGUACUCCUUAAAUGAGAAAAUCUGCUUUACGUUAAAUUACUUAAAAUGCAAGAGAGUUUGGUGCUGAUCUUUUGUUUAACGAUAUUUUGACUUUGCUUAUGUCUCCAACACUUGAAGUACAAGAACGUCACUUGCUUGUUAAAGUCAUUGAUCGUAUUCUCUACAAAUUAGACGAUUUAGUCCGUCCUCAUGUGCAUAAUAUUUUGGUCGUUAUUGAACCCUUGCUUAUUGAUGAAGAUUAUUACGCUCGUGUUGAAGGUCGUGAAAUUAUUUCUAACUUAGCUAAGGCUGCCGGUUUACCUACUAUGAUUAAAACACUCAAGCCUGAUAUUGACCAUAAUGAUGAAUUCGUACGUAAUACAACAGCUCGUGCAUUUGCCGUCGUCGCAAGUAGUUUAGGUAUUUCAUCUAUGUUACCUUUCUUAAAGCCUGUCUGCAAAAGUAAAAAAAGUUGGUACACCCGUCACACUGGUAUUAAAAUCGUUUAAUAAAUUGCUAUCUUGAUGGGUUGCGCUAUUCUUCCUCAUCUUCGUUCACUUGUUGAAAUUAUUGAGCUUGGUUUAAAAGAUGAACAAAAUAAAGUGAGAACAAUUACAAGUCUUGCUCUUGCUGCCUUAGCAGAAGCUGCUACUCCUUAUGGUAUCGACGCUUUUGCUAGUGUGUUAAUUCCUCUUUGGGAAGGUAUUACAUAGUACAAGGGUAAAAGUUUAGCUGCCUUCCUUAAGGCUAUUGGCUUUAUCAUUCCAUUGAUGGAUGCUGACAGAGCUCUCGAAUACACUAAAGAAGUAAUGGAAAUAUUGAAAAAUGAAUUUUCAAAUCCUGAAGAAGAAAUGCGUAAAAUUGUAUUAAAAGUAGUAAAGUAGUGUGUUAGUUGUUAGGGUGUUGAUGCACAAUACGUCCGUGAGCAUGUUGUACCAAAGUUUUUUGAACAAUUUUGGGUAUCUCGUAUGGCAACUGAUAAGAAUUCUCGUUAACUUAUUGAUACUACUAUUGAAAUUGCUUCCAAAGUUGGAGGUGCUGAAAUUCUUGAAAUUAUAGUUCCUCACUUAAAAUCAACUAGUGAAGCUUAUCGUAAAAUGGUCAUGGAGACUAUUGAAAAAAUAGUAGCAGCCCUUGGUGUUUCUGACGUUGAUAACGCUUUAGAAUAAUAAUUAAUGGAUGGUAUCAUCUCUGCUUUCCAUGAACAAAAUAGUGAAGAUACUGGUACCAUGCUUAAUGGUUUCGGUACUUGUGUUAACGCUUUAGGCUAACGUGCAAAGCCUUAUUUCUCUUAAAUUUGUGGUAUUAUAUAAUGGCGUCUGAAUAACAAGAGUGCUCGUGUCCGUCAAUAAGCAGCUGAUCUAAUUUCUCGUAUAGCUUCUUGUAUGAAGAAUUGCAGUGAAGAGAAUAGACUUGGUAAUUUAGGUCUUUUGUUGUAUGAGAGUUUGGGUGAAGAAUAUCCUGAAGUCCUUGGUUCUAUCCUUGGUGGUUUGAAAGCAAUAGUAAAUGUCAUAGGUAUGAAUAAAAUGACACCACCAAUAAAAGAUCUAUUACCUCGUCUUACUCCAAUUUUGAAAAAUAGACAUGAAAAAGUUUAAGAAAACUCUAUUGAUUUAAUAGGUAGAAUUUCAGAUAGAGGAGCUGAGCAUGUUUCUCCUAAAGAAUGGAUGCGUAUAUGUUUCGAUUUACUUGAUCUUCUUAAGGCACAUAAAAAGGGUAUUCGUCGUGCUACAGUCAAUACAUUUGGUUAUAUUGCUAAAGCCAUCGGUCCAUAGGAUGUUUUGGUUACUUUAUUGAAUAACUUGAAGGUCUAAGAAAGACAACUUCGUGUUUGCACAACAGUAGCUAUUGCUAUCGUAGCAGAAACAUGUGGUCCCUUCACAGUCCUCCCUGCUUUGAUGAAUGAAUAUCGUGUCUAAGAAUUGAAUGUUUAAAAUGGUGUAUUAAAAUCUUUAUCAUUCAUGUUUGAAUAUAUUGGAGAAAUGGCAAAGAAUUAUAUUGCCGCUAUAAUUACUCUUCUAGAAGAUGCCUUGGUAGAUCGUGAUCCAGUUCAUCGUCAAACUGCAGCCUCAGCAGUAAAACAUUUAGCUCUUGGUGUUUCCAAUCUUGGAUGUGAAGAUUGCUUAAUCCACUUACUCAACUUCAUUUGGCCUAACAUUUUUGAAACAUCUCCUCACGUCAUCACCGCUAUGACCGAAGCUAUAGAUGCCCUUCGUGUUGCAUUAGGACCUGGAGUCAUAUUACUUUAUCUUCUUUAAGGAUUGUAUCAUCCAGCUAAAAGAGUUAGACAAGUAUAUUGGAAGUUGUAUAACAUGAUAUAUGUUGGAAGUUAAGAUGCUCUAGUUGCAUUUUUCCCAACACUUGAAGAUGACGAAGGAGAAGAUAGAAAACAGUAUUCAUACUCCAGAAAUGAACUGCAAUUAAUGCUCUGA